GUUUUAGAGUUACACCAAAAACCAAAAUCGAUUUUCUCGAAAACAGAUUUUGCGUAAAAAUUCUCGUUUUUCCUUAAUUUUUCUUUUGUUUUUCACGUCGCUUUUGAAAACCUUGAAAAACUACUGGGAAAUUUUUACUUUUGACCCCCCAAAGUACCAACUAGAUUCAAUUUCCUGUCAGAAAAGUUACUGUUGAAGAAAAUCCAAGCACUUUUACUGUCCUAAAAAGUGAUGACAAACACAAAAAUAAAAAUAAAUUUAAAAAAAAACACACAUCAUUGUAAAAUCAAUACAUUCAUCGUUCCACCCAGAAUCUAAAAUGUGGUCAAACGCAGCGGCAUUAUAUCUAAAAUUGGCUAAUUAUUAGACCUGAGACCUCGGACAUUUUGAUAAAAUCCAACUGCUUUGGUUAGCGAGGACGAGUAGAGGAUGUAUCCUUAGUGUUUUGAUUUGGAAAUCUGUACUUAGUUGAGGCACAUCAUUGAAAUAUUUAGACACUAGAUAUUCAUAUGAUCACAGUUCGGUGACAAAGUAUACGAUGGCGGAUAUGGAAAUACUCGUGGAACAUUUAACCAAAUUGAAUGAACUGAAUGACAAAAACAUCAAGAAACGAAUUAAGCAUUUUGGCCCGGUUCUCGAUGCGAUCGUGAAGUCGUUGAACAUUUCCGUUUCUAAAGAAUUAGAAUCCUUAAUGGUUACUAAUAAGUCUGUGGAAAUAGCCAGGUCACCGAUGAUACAUCUCGAUGGGUUUACAUUCUUACCUCAACUGUGGUCCCACGAAGAUAAUUUGAGGCCAUUUAUAUUACAUUCCGGAGGUAGAAAAACAGUGUCUAUGGUGUAUGGAAUUCCUACUGUUCGUCGCCAAAAUAAAAAUUACUUAAUACAAACAUUAAUUAAUAUCGUAAAGAACAUGAAUCAAAAUGAAAAGGAAGAUUCAUUAAUAGUAGUGAUGAUUGGUGAAAUCGAUCGAGAAUAUACGCAACAAGUGACUACGGAAAUCAAAAAUCAGCUACCGGAAGCAGUUAACUCGGGUCUUGUGGACAUAAUUGCUCCAACCCCGGAAUAUUAUCCAGAUUUCGGCAAACUUCGCUUGACGCUCGGUGAUUCUAAAAUCCGGGUCAGCUGGAGGAGCAAACAAAAUUUGGAUUAUGCUUUCUUAAUGAUGUACUGCCAACCAAAAGGGUCAUUUUAUGUUCAAAUUGAAGACGAUGUAAUCACAAAACCACAGUUCCACACUAUUAUGAAAAAUACAGCUUUGCAGAGGAUAGCUAACGGACAAGAGUGGUUUAUAUUAGAUUUUGGAGAACUUGGUUUUAUCGGCAAAAUGUUUAGAUGUUCGGAUUUAUCGUGGCUAAUUCAGUACCUUAUUAUGUUUUAUAACGAUCAACCUGUGGAUUGGUUGCUGGACGGAUUCGUGGAGACAAAAGCUUGUGGUUAUUAUAAAAUAAAUUGUCGACAACUAAAAGACAAUUUAUGGGUGAAAUACAAUCAAACUGUUUUUCAACAUAUUGGAAUCUGGUCAUCUUUGCCUGGCAAAAUUCAACUUUCGAAGGCUAGUCAUUUUAAGUAAAGGAUAUGUAUAUUUAAAAAAAGAUAAUUAGUGUUCCACAAACAUAAUUAUAAGAUAAUGAUGAAAUACAGGUUACCUGUAUCGAAAAUCAAAAAGGACUCACACAAAGAUGAUGAAAUUAAAAUAACAAUGAAUCAUCUGUGAUUGCUAGAGUGAAAUAAUUUAUUAAUAACAUGUAAGAACAUUGAUUAUUUUGUAUUAAAGUUAAAAUUUAUAAACGUUGUCGAUAUAAUUAUAAAGUUAUAAUAAAGUUAAUAUGAAAAUAAUAUAAUU
Messenger RNA from Metopolophium dirhodum (rose-grain aphid), 1843 nucleotides. RefSeq names its product alpha-1,3-mannosyl-glycoprotein 4-beta-N-acetylglucosaminyltransferase B-like. The record is from RefSeq and is a predicted model, not a curated record. Gene Ontology annotation, biological process: protein N-linked glycosylation. Lineage: Eukaryota; Metazoa; Arthropoda; Insecta; Hemiptera; Aphididae. Gene Ontology annotation, molecular function: acetylglucosaminyltransferase activity. Bases 539 to 1570 code for a protein of 343 amino acids. Gene Ontology annotation, cellular component: Golgi stack; endoplasmic reticulum-Golgi intermediate compartment; endoplasmic reticulum. The transcript is spliced from 8 exons.